CAACGUUUGUGAGAAUCACAAGUGCAGUUACAUGUGCGUUACUGGAGUGAAUGGUCCCACUUGUAUUUGUCACGAUGGGUACCCGAAAAGUCCUGAAGAUAUUUGCACGAGGGAGGCAAACGGGAAUAUUAAAUUCGAAUCGCAAAUAGUUGGUUCUAAGGACGCGGGUAUUCGGCGUUCGAGCGGAACGUUGGUGGGUGUAACGAUCACCGUUGUGGCGUUCAUAGUAAUUGUUGUGGCCUAUGUGUAUUAUCAGAAGAUUAAACCAAUUUUCUCGAAGACCAACAAUAUCUGUAUACAGUUCCAAAAUCCUUCGUACGAACGACAGUGCGAGGCCUUCGAUUGCGUUUCCAGUUUACCACCUGGAGAACACGAAUACGUCAACCCGAUAACAGAUAUACAAAAGGAUCAGUACCAGAACGAUAUAAAUCAGAAAACUGGAAAGCAAAUAAUCAAGCUGCUCAAUUUCGAUGACGAACCGGGGAGAAACAAUUUGAAACAUGAUCUGAUAUAGAAAUGAAGGAACAAAUGAGUUCAAAAUGUAUAUAGUAAUUUAUAUAAUUUAUAAGUGUACAGAAACAUUUAUACUCCACCUAAACUGUGAUUUGUCACAGAAAA
This is a messenger RNA of Ceratina calcarata, 618 nucleotides long. RefSeq names its product vitellogenin receptor-like. The coding region runs from base 32 to 514 and encodes 160 amino acids. NCBI's taxonomy places the organism in Eukaryota, Metazoa, Arthropoda, Insecta, Hymenoptera, Apidae. The transcript is spliced from 3 exons. The record is from RefSeq and is a predicted model, not a curated record.